UCUUGCCCCUUUCCUUGCCCUCCUUGCGCAGGAGUGAGUCCUCGGGGCCCUCUUCCCCGUACCCUCACCAUCCCUGGAACGACCGUUAUCCACCUUUUGCUUUUCCCGAACCCAAACCGGGGUCGGCUUUCUCAAUCUACCAACCUACAAACAUUUACAUCGACAAAACGACCGAGGAGAACUCCAGAGCGAAGAGAUAUGGCUGCCGCUGGGCAACCUCUGGAGCCCGAUACCUUUGAUUCGGACUCGGCAAUCUCGGAGCUUCGGAAUGGCAGUACCGACUCGCCUACCCCGAGUAUGUUGACGGUGCUGGAGGAGAAUGGCAGGACAUAUCACGCAAUGAGUUCCGGGAGUGAGCAGUGCCUUGUGAACCGCCUCUCCGAUGCUGGGGCCUUGACUGACGAUAUCAAAACAGAAUACCCGUUCCCCAACGAUAUUGUCGAGCAGGAGCGCCUAGAUUUCCAACACCUCAUGUGGAGUGUGACGCUGGGCGACAAGCUAUGCCUAUGUCCUAAGGACUCACAAAAGGCAAAGCGCGUGCUGGACGCCGGUACGGGCACCGGGAUCUGGGCGAUGGAUUACGAUCUGAGCAACAUCCAGCCAAAAUGGACACCUCCGAACUUAACAUGGGAGCUGGACGACCUAGAGCAGAAUUGGACAUGGUCUCAGCCGUUCGACUUCAUCUUUGUCCGCAUGCUAGCAGGGAGUCUCAAAAACUACCAAGACUUUAUCAACCAAGCCUUCGAAAACCUUGAACCAGGCGGCUACCUCGAAAUGCAAGACCUCUCCCUUCCCUACCGCUGCGACGACGCAUCCCUAACGCCGGACUCCCCAAUCCACAAACUCUCCGACCUUUUUCUCAGAGGCGGCCGCGUCACAGGCCGCAACAUGGACGCGGCGCCCACCUACGCCACCCUCAUGCGCACCGCGGGCUUCGUCGACGUUGAAGAACAACAAUUCAAGUGGCCCGUCAACGCGUGGCCGCGCGACCCGCACUUCAAGACGUUGGGCGCGUACACGCAUUGUAACCUCGACCACGGGCUCGAAGGGUUGACGUUGGGGCUCGCGACGAGGAAUUUGGGGUGGAGUAAGGAGGAGACGCUGCUUUUCUGCGCGACAGUGAGGAAGAGUUUGAGGAGCCAUAAGGUGCAUGCUUAUGUUCCUUUAUACGUUGUGUACGGGCGGAAGCCGACGGUGGCGGAGACGAGUGGAUCUAAUCCACCGGAGGGUAUACAUUAG
Molecule: messenger RNA, 1239 nt
Organism: Colletotrichum costaricense
Lineage: Eukaryota; Fungi; Ascomycota; Sordariomycetes; Glomerellales; Glomerellaceae
Product: TAM domain methyltransferase
Exons: 8
Source: RefSeq, a predicted model, not a curated record